AUGUCGGGUCAGUCGGAGCGGCAAUGGAUGCCAACAAUGCGGUCGCCUUUCGUCAGCUUUAAUGAUAUGUUUAAUUUGGUUCACGAAAAGGGACUCAAAGCGGGCUUUUAUAACUCAAUUGCUUUAAUAUUUCUAUUGUUUGUAAUAAUCAUAAUAUAUAUGUGUUAUUGGAUUUUACAACCGUUUGUGCGGCCAUUGGUUUGGGCCAUACUCUGCGGAUCAGCUCUUCAUCCCUUCAAACGACAGCUAAUACUGUAUUCACGCAAAUGGAUAACAGAUCUGCGAAGAGAGAACACACCAAUCACUUUAGGAACCGUUUGCCUCCCCUUCUGUAUCAUCAAUAGUACCACCGAUUCAAUGGUCAGAUUCCUGAUGAAGUAUAUGAAGCAAAUACUAGUGAUUGGUUUCGUAAUGUUAUUACACAACUACUUCUUCAACGCGAUGGACACUAUCUGUGAAUACUUGUAUAUAUGGCUGUUAUCUACCAUUGAAUGGUUGAGUGUAAUCAUGUGGUUCUGGACUCACGAUGACUACACGUUUCCCAUCACAAGCAUAACAAUUGCCUACUUUAUAGUUCUCAUGUUUGAUUGGUCUCUCUCUACACAAGAGUAUUUCAUUUGGUUGUCACCAUUUGUAUUGCUAUUAUUCUCAGUGCAUAUCAUUUGCUUAUUUGGUACUUAUGGACACAUAUUGUCCACAAUUAUAAUCUCAAUUAUACUCAUCGGUCUGACAAAGACUAUAAUCACCGGACAUAUGAGUCCGCACGCCAGCGACGAAACCGAUGGAUUCGUUAGCUUUUCCAUCAAAAUCAAGAAUAAAGUGAUUUCAUUGAUAAAGUUAGUCAACAAUUUGAUUGUGAAUCAAGACAAUGAAGAGUUGGUCGUCGAUAAUGAUGACCAUCCAAAUGGUGAACACGAGCCACAAACCGAUGAUAAUAGUGAGGGAAAAGAGGUUGCGUUCAGUCCUAAAGAGCCACUCAAUGUGGACAAGAGUUCAAAUACCCGGAGGACUAGUUGUAUCUCAAUUAAGACAAACAAUGAAUAUCAAAGUAACACAUAUUUGUUUGCGGUGUUGUGGGCCGUUGUGAUCGUCCAGAUGUGGUCUCACUCUAGUCUUAUUUAUUUGCUUCCCAUUCCUAUUAUAAUGGAUUUUGUGGAAACAUCUUUGAAUGGUUUGACCAGUUUAUCGGUGAUAAGUGUGACCAUUAUCUCGAUUCUAUUCAUUGGUGUGUUUAUGUCAAUUCAGACUCUAAGCUAUUAUCCGGAAUCGUCUCAACUCUUACCCGAGAGUCUGAAAGGAGUGGACGGAAUGCUCGAUGAAAUGGUUAGAAAUGGCUACGAAUACGGCCGACAAUACAUUAAGAAUUCUGUUAGAAAUGCUCUCAACGUUGACUCCAAUGUCACUCAAAGCAAAGCCGUAGAGAAACAGAUUCUUGAAAUAUGGGACAGAGCUUACCAUUUAUGGUUAAUUCGCAACACUAAUGAAACGGAUUCGUUGCCAAAGAAAGGUCCCUAUGAUUUCGAUAAGCUAUACAAUGCACUCAAAACUUUGGAUCUCAACCUUUGCUUCAAUAUUGUGAAAGAGAAUAUCGAUACAGUAGUCUCAGUGUUUGAUUCCGUAUGGCUUCUACUAAAAGGCAACUUUACUCUACUUUUCUCGGCCAUCGCAGCCGUAUUCUCCACUCUAUUGGGCGGAGGCUUAGGGCUAAUGAAUCUCGUGUUUAGUUUUAUAAUCUUCAUGACAGCCCUCUUCUAUUUGUUAUCCGCGAGUGGAGAGUACUAUAAACCGGUAGAACUCGUGAACCAAAUAUUUCCUUCGGAAGUAACGCCAAAUGAUAUCAACAAUAGUACCCCUAAUCUGUCGGCCAAUAGUAAGUUAGGCCGAGCUGUGGAGGAGGCCGUCAACGGUGUGUUCGCCGCGUCGCUUAAGAUGUCUGCUUUCUAUGGUCUCUAUACAUGGCUUAUUCAUACACUCUUUGACGCCAGUAUUGUUUACAUACCAUCAGUGAUGGCCGCUAUGUUCGGUGCCAUUCCUUUUAUCAGUGCAUUUUGGGCAUCAUUUCCAACGUUUUUGGAUCUCUUCUUCGUUCAAAACCAGACAACAAAAGCGAUUCUACUAUUAAUUACCGCUUAUUUUCCGGCAUUUUUUGUUGACUCAACAAUUUAUAGCGAAAUCAAAAGUGCGGGUCAUCCAUACCUGACAGGUCUGGCCAUUGCGGGCGGACUUUUCUAUUUGGGAUUUGAAGGCGCUUUCUUCGGACCUUUUCUCUUAUGCUGUCUAUUCGUCGCCUUCAAUAUUUAUAAAGAUAUUAUGCAAGAAAGUAGUGUAACAGCCGUCCCAUCGGAUCGCACGCCUCACUCAACUCGCAGACCAAAAGAUUCUCACAAAUUGUUGCGAAUGAAAUCCUCGUAUUUAAAUUAACGUAUCUUUUAUUCAUUUUUAUUGUUUAAAUGUUUUUAUUUUAUUUAAUAAAAUUAAUGUUACUUUUUA
Medioppia subpectinata is the source of this 2490-nucleotide messenger RNA. NCBI's taxonomy places the organism in Eukaryota, Metazoa, Arthropoda, Arachnida, Sarcoptiformes, Oppiidae. The record is from the annotation of a GenBank genome assembly.